AUGGCUGAUGAUGAAUUGGAAGCACUCGACGCCCUCGAGAGAGAGGCGUCUGAAUUUACAAAAGACGCGGAAAUCGAUCGCAUCAGAAAGGCUUUCCAACUGGACGCCUAUGCGGUUCUCGACCUCCAGCCUGGCGUCCCCGACUCCGACAUAAAAAUGCAAUACCGCAAGAAAUCCCUCCUCAUACAUCCAGAUAAAUCCUCAAACCCCGCAGCGCCCGACGCCUUUGACCGCUUAAAAAAAGCCCAGACAACGCUGUUAGAUGAAAAAGCACGAGCCCACCUCGACGAGUGCAUAGCCGAUGCGCGACGACUAUUAAUCAGAGAACAUAAAUAUACGCUCGAUUCACCCGAAUUAAAGACUGAAGAAUUCAAGAAGGAAUGGCGUCAGAAGACUAUAGAGGUUCUUGUUGAGGAAGAGGCGAGGCGGAGACGACGGUUAAAGGCGCAGAUGCAGGAGGAAGGCAGGGAAAAGAGGAAAGAGGAGGAAGAGAUAGAGGCGCGGAAACGGAAGAGGGAAGACGAGAAGGCUUGGGAAGAAUCGCGCGAUGAGCGGAUUGGGAGCUGGAGGAAUUGGCAGAAGGGGAAAUCGGAGAAAGGGGAGGGAAAGAAGAAGAAAAAGAUGAAGGUGUUGGGAUGA
This is a messenger RNA of Blastomyces gilchristii SLH14081, 639 nucleotides long. RefSeq names its product DnaJ like subfamily C member 8. The record is from RefSeq and is a predicted model, not a curated record. The coding region runs from base 1 to 639 and encodes 212 amino acids. NCBI's taxonomy places the organism in Eukaryota, Fungi, Ascomycota, Eurotiomycetes, Onygenales, Ajellomycetaceae. The transcript has 3 exons.